Messenger RNA from Paraphaeosphaeria sporulosa, 1248 nucleotides. RefSeq lists its product as uncharacterized. The record is from RefSeq and is a predicted model, not a curated record. NCBI's taxonomy places the organism in Eukaryota, Fungi, Ascomycota, Dothideomycetes, Pleosporales, Didymosphaeriaceae. The transcript is spliced from 4 exons. The coding region runs from base 1 to 1248 and encodes 415 amino acids.
AUGGGUGUAUUCCUUUCCAGUCUUAGCACUUGUGCAGCCAAAGAUCCAGAAGGUUCAAGCUUUCAGUGCGGCCUACCGGAUACGUUCGAGUCCGAUGGAGAUAUUGCUGGGCUUGGAGUUUUCAUCGCCUUUGCUGUCGCAGUCAUUACUUCACUCUUUGCUUCUGUAUACGUCCUAGUUAUUGAAGGGUUCGAGUACUUUUCCAAGCGAGAUUUAUAUUAUCACAAACUGAGGAUGCUCGCAGACGAAUAUCUGAUCAGCCUCAGCGACGCUCAAGCCGUCACCUCUCUCGCUCUACUUGUCACAGCAAACUUCUACGUCGGUUGCACCAUAUCGGCCUACCACUACGACCUCGUUUGUAGCCUAGUACUCAUGUCUAGUGCUGCUCAUAUCGGAUCCUUGGCCGUCAUGCACAAGUACUUCGACGUCGACAAAUGUCAGGGCUGGCAACGUGUCUGGCAGUGGGUCCGAUUCUCGCUUCGCGUCUUCAUGGUCAUUGCUUCAUUCGUACUGUCAAACUACCUUUUCCGUCACCGUCUCGAAUCAAAAAUAUUCCCUUCGUUUAAACCAGCCAGCGACGAUAUCACCACCAACAACAGAACCCAUAGCACAGGCCUGGUUUUACCAGCCGUCUGCUUCAUCGACCAUCCAGGCCAAUCGAACGCCGUUGUUUACAAUAAUUUUACUGCUUCACCAAAUUGGACCAGAAAUUAUACGACACACGCUUCAUCCAAUCACUCAGCAUCCAAUGGUAACUCUAACACUUCAACGUUUGCUGUCAUGCCCGCUUUCGCGACCUUUAAUAGUAACGACGAUUUGAGUAGCGACGGAGAUUUGAAGGCUUUCUAUUGCCUGAUCGGUGCUUGCGCCGUGGCAGCUCUCACAAGUUUCCUCCUGGUUCUAUUCAAGAAACAGGGCACUUGUGGGCACAGCUUACUCUGUCGCCAUCAUUUUGCGUACCUUUUACGUUGGGGUUGCUUCUUCACAACAUAUAUAAUCGCCCUCAGUUCCUGGAAUAGAUUCACGAAACUACAGAACUGGAUGAUAGGUUCUGGUUGGUUUGAGGGAAGUGACACCGGUGAAAGGAGUAUUGAUAGCUUCGGCCAGUUGAUGCCGUUGAUACUGCUGGCCCUCCCAGUCUUAGCAUUGAUCGAAGCACUUGCAGAGAAAAGUGACCCGCCCCAAAAAGGAGAUGCCAAUUGGAUCGGACUACAAGACAAACGGAACCCUGACGGUUUCGGGGCGUAA